Loxodonta africana (African savanna elephant) is the source of this 5016-nucleotide messenger RNA. RefSeq names its product ubiquitin conjugating enzyme E2 D3 (gene UBE2D3). Gene Ontology annotation, molecular function: ubiquitin conjugating enzyme activity. The transcript is spliced from 7 exons. Gene Ontology annotation, biological process: protein K11-linked ubiquitination; protein K48-linked ubiquitination. The record is from RefSeq and is a predicted model, not a curated record. Bases 724 to 1080 code for a protein of 118 amino acids. Lineage: Eukaryota; Metazoa; Chordata; Mammalia; Proboscidea; Elephantidae. Gene Ontology annotation, cellular component: nucleus.
AAAUACCUACCAUUGAGUCACUUCCUAUGAGAGAUGGGGAACGGGGAUAUACUUUAUGAAAAGAUGAGGUUUAAAGCUAGGGCACAGAGAGCACUUGUCGCAAGCGAGGUCUUAAUCCUGAGUAUAUUUCAGUGUUACCGGUGGAAAUGGCGCGGGGGGUGGGGGAGUGAAGCUCUUAUUUAAGGCAUCUCUAUUUGUGCUUCUUAAAGAAGAGUUAGUCCCGUUUGGGGAUCGAAAUUGUCUAGAGACGCUCCGACAGAUGUCAUGGCGCUUCCUAUUCUUGUGCUUGAGAACUUCGUGUAAAACCAAGGCUCUAGGCCUUCUGAGGGGGUUCCACACUUUACUGGGGGUCGGGGUAGAUGGAAGUUUUUUGCCAGAAUGAGCCUAGCCAGAAACUCUUCAUUGACUCUGAGCAGGUUACACCGGAAUAAGUAGGUUUGGGGAGGAGAUGAUCUGACACAAUGUUGCCACUUCCGAUGUUUUGUAGUUGCGGCUUUGCCCCGAAGCUUUGUAUCAGAGGCACAGCGGGAACUGAUGUAAAAGCUUUGGAAGCUUCCUUUUUCUUUUGGCUUGCGGAGGAGAUGGGGAGGGGGUAGAAUGGCUGUAAGGGAAGGCUGGAGGUACCUAUUUUUUGCCUCAGCUCCUUAGUAACAUCCGUGGGAACUUAGUGAUUUGGCCCGUGACCCUCCAGCACAAUGUUCUGCAGGUCCAGUUGGGGAUGAUAUGUUUCAUUGGCAAGCCACAAUUAUGGGACCUAAUGACAGCCCGUAUCAAGGCGGUGUAUUCUUUUUGACAAUUCAUUUUCCUACAGAUUACCCCUUCAAACCACCUAAGGUUGCAUUUACAACAAGAAUUUAUCAUCCAAAUAUUAACAGUAAUGGCAGCAUUUGUCUCGAUAUUCUAAGAUCACAGUGGUCUCCUGCUUUAACUAUUUCUAAAGUUCUUUUAUCCAUUUGUUCACUGCUAUGUGAUCCGAACCCAGAUGACCCCCUAGUGCCAGAGAUUGCACGGAUCUAUAAAACAGACAGAGAUAAGUACAACAGAAUAUCUCGGGAAUGGACUCAGAAGUAUGCCAUGUGAUGCUACCUUAAAGUCAGAAUAACCUGCAUUAUAGCUGGAAUAAACUUUAAAUUACUGUUCCUUUUUUGAUUUUCUUAUCCGGCUGCUCCCCUAUCAGACCUCAUCUUUUUUUAAUUUUAUUUUUGUUUACCUCCCUCCAUUUAUUCACAUGCUCAUCUGAGAAGACUUAAGUUCUUCCAGCUUUGGACAAUAACUGCUUUUAGAAACUGUAAAGUAGUUACAAGAGAACAGUUGCCCAAGAUUCAGAGUUUUUUAAAAAAUGGAGCAUGUGUAUUAUGUGGCCAAUGUCUUCACUCUAACUUGGUUAUGAGACUAAAACCAUUCCUCACUGCUCUAACAUGCUGAAGAAAUCAUCUGAGGGGGAGGGAGAUGGAUGCUCAGUUGUCACAUCAAAGGAAGCAGCAUUACUCUAGCAGCAUCCAUUCUUGUUUAAGCCUUCCACUGUUAGAGAUUUGAGGUUACAUGAUAUACUUUAUGCUCAUAACUGAUGUGGCUGGAGAAUUGGUAUUGAAUUUAUAGCAUCAGCAGGACAGAAAAUGUGAUGUAUUUUAUGCAUGUCAAUAAAGGAAUGACCUGUUCUUGUUCUACAGAGAAUGGAAAUUGGAAGUCCAACACCCUUUGUAUUCCAAAAUAGGGUCUCAAACAUUUUGUAAUUUUCAUUUAAAUUGUUAGGAGGCUUGGAGCUAUUAGUUAAUCUAUCUUCCAAUACACUGUUUAAUAUAGCACUGAAUAAAUGAUGCAAGUUGUCAAUGGAUGAGUGAUCAACUAAUAGCUCUGCUAGUAAUUGAUUUAUUUUUCUUCAAUAAAGUUGCAUAAACCAAUGAGUUAGCUGCCUGGAUUAAUCAGUAUGGGAAACAAUCUUUUGUAAAUGCAAAGCUGUUUUUGUAUAUACUGUUGGGAUUUGCUUCAUUGUUUGACAUCAAAUAAUGAUGUAAAGUUCAAAAGAGUGAAUAUUUUGCCAUGUUCAGUUAAAGUGCACAGUCUGUUACAGGUUGACACAUUGAUUGACCUGAUUUAUGCAGAAUUAAUAAGCUAAUCAAAUAGUGUAGCUUUAGUAUGCUGCACAUGAUACUGGCAGCCCUGGAGUUCAGAGAUGGACUUGGGACCCAGCAGUUUUGAAACAUGUAUAUGGAGUUUAAGAAAGUUAUUUUCCAGGUGCAACCCCCAUUUAAAAUUUUUCUUCACCUUGUACACUUAACAGCAGGAAAAAAACAUAAAAUGGGAAUAAUAAUGGGUCAAAAUUUACAAAAUAAAGUACUGUUUUGGUGUGGGAGUUGUCAUGAGGCUGUGUUGAAGUGACUUUACUAUGUGGGAUAUUGAGUAUCCAUUGAAAUGGAUUUGUUCAGCCAUUUACAUUAAUGAGCAUUUAAGUGCAACGGAUAUCAUUUCAGGUGACUUAACAUGAAUGAAUAAAAGUCAAUGCUAUUGGAUUUUGUUUGACAAGUGCUAUCUGUGCCACUGAUUUAACUUCUGUAGUAACAAAGGCAUUAUCUUCACCCUUCCCAAUUCUGACCCUGUAGUUUUGUUUUUUUUUCUUUCCUAGUUAUUCUUAUUUGUCCAUUGCUUUAUUAAUAGUCCUGUAUUCUAUUUCUAGCACAUCUGUGACUUCUCCCAUUUCCACAUUUUUGCACUGCUUACCCAUAUGUGCAGUCUUAUUUCUUGUCUGCACACAGAUGUGGUAAGCUAGAUAUAAAAUAAAUGUUAAAGCUUGAUUUUUAUAAACAUUUUAAUAUGUAGUUUGGACAUGAUUUAUUGACUUAAGGUUGUUCUCUAAACUGGAAAUGAAAUGCAUGCCUUCUAAAGAAGUUCUGACUGUUAAUUCUAUAAUAAGCAGUUCAUUGGGAAAUACCAGUCCAGCUAUACAAUUUUCCAGUGAGUGGAUUUUUUCAUUCUGAUGCUUUAAAAAUACCAGUAGCUCCUUAAAGGGUAUAUCUUGUACUGUUAAGACUUUUUUGGAUUCAAAUUAUGAAUGAGAAAUUAGUAACACCACUCCACAAGGUAAGAAGUACUGCUGUUAGGCUCUAUUUUCAAAGUAAUUACUUCUGAGACUCCUAUACUCUAAAAAUAACAGCUUUAGUAGGCAUAUCAUUUCUUGAAAGCCAGCCAUGAGUAUAACACAACUUGUCAGAGCGUCUGGGUCCCUAAUUGGCUUUCAAAUUGACCUCUUUAGCCUUAGACAACCCUUAGGUAUUAUAGAGAUGAUUUCUUUAAAUCAUUGUCAUAAAGAUGACUAGUGGGUAUGUCCAGUUCUUUCUGCAAUAUUUCAUAUGCCACUUCUAAGGGAAUAAGCCAUAAAGGCUUCUCCAGGUUUAAGAGAACUAUAAUUUGAAGUACCUGGAAAACCAAUGUGUUUGAAUGUAUGGACACUGGACUUGAGACCAUCUCCAAUGAAACCUUCAAAGAAAUCCAAAAAUAUGCCCUCCUUUCCCUAAGCAACCCAGGAAUUUGACAUUACUUGUGCCAUGUAUAGGACUAAUUGAAUAUCAGCAGAUUAAGAAUUGUUUUAGCUCUGCCUAUAAAUUUCCUACAUCUUUUAAUGCAUAAAUGAGUUUUAAAUUAAUCCUUAAAGUUUCUCUUGACGUAUAGGGAUUAUAGUCCAGCUGGCCUGUUAAUGGACUUAAAUUUAUAUUUCAGUAACUCAAAUUUUGUUCCUGGGCAAGUUUGCAAUGUGAUAAUCAGAUAUAGGAAACUUAAAACAAUGAUUAGUUAGCUUUCAUGUGUGGGUGUACUCACAUUUUAAAGUAUGAACCACAGUUAACUAGUGGUCUCAGGGGUAGUGAAAACACUCACUUUUUUUUAAAGGCUUAGUUGAAGUAUACUUAAGAUGCUGAUCAUGCUGUGUUAGUGAUUUUGGGGGUGACUCAUUAGCCAUGUUUUGUGUUGGCGUUAACAGAACUGUUAAAUGAUUGUCGGUUACACUUUUCAGUGAAUUUGUCUUCUAUUUUAUGAGGAAUCCAAUGCAAGUCACUAAUAUUGUCUAAUAGUGACAUUUGCAUAAGACUUGUAAUAGUUAAAAGUUAUUGAGCUUAAAGGAAUUGUUACCAUUAAAGUCUGUGUUUAAAGACACUUUGGUCUUACUCAGUAAUUCCAGCUAACACAUGAAGUCCACACUUGAAGUAAAUGUAUGUGAGCUCAAUUUUGAACUUCUUAAAACAGCAGUUAUAAAGAAACUGGUCUAUGAAGAAUUAGGACUGGUUGUCAGAGUGUGGUCCAGAGACCAACAGUAUUGGUAUCUUUUGAGAAAUUUUUUAAAAUGUAAAUUAUUGGGCCACCCCACAGACCCACUGGAUCAGCAACUAUGGGCUAUGGGGGUGCAGUCCAGGAAUCGUAAAAAGCCAUCCAGGUGAUUUUGAUAUGUGGUAAAGUUUGAGAAACCAAUUUUAGAAAUCCGUAGCUCUCCUUUGUAAUGUGACAGCCAAUAAUCUUUUACCCCGUAGGUUUUUUUGUUUUUACAACUCUUUAAUGAGUUAAUUUUUUAGAACUUGUAUUAGUAUGUUUCUAAUUUAACAAAUUCAUAAUACUUUGACUUGUAAAACUAAGUCGAUUUUUACUUUUACACUUUGAAUAUUAAAAAUGUAACUUCCUGCAGUUUCCUGAUUGGAGUGUAACGGCUUACCUAGGAACGUUCAAAAUUUUUUAAGAUGUAACUUUAUUUUUGGUAUGUAUAAUGAGGUACAAAAGUCUACCCUUUCAACAUUGCACUAAAUAGUUGUACCAGGAUUUGAACCCAGUUCUCAUUCUGUGGCUUUAAACAACCCUACCCCCACCCCCACUCCAGUGAAUAGGUAAGAUGUCAUAUUAAGGGUGUUUGCAGUGUUUACUGAAUUUAAGAUAUUAAAUGUAGCCCGAGGUACUUAUAAAAAUUUUUUCUUCUUUCGGUAUGGGAAAUGUAAAUUUGAAUUUAAAACCUGGAAGCCAAAAAAAAAAAAACACAAA